AUGUUCAGAAAUACAAAGUUGCAACUGCUUGCGACGGGCGCGGUUUUAAUCGCCACCGUCUCAGCAAUUUGCCCUGUCGAAGGACCUCUCCUCGCACGCCCAACGAACCUUUCAAAAUCCAUUCCCGUGAGUGCAGCAACUCGAAACCUUACCAAAGUUCUCCAAUCCGCCUUGAACGGGACGAUCAACCCAGGCUUUAAUACUGCAAAUACCUCGUUCUCCGUCGGUAUCGUAUCACUAGAUUCGCCGUCGCCAAUAUGGGAAUUUCAUCAUCGGGGAACCGCCAAUGUCAAUGGCACAUCGAAGGUCGACGCCGAUACGCAGUACUUAGUUGGCUCUAUUUCGAAGAUGAUUUCGAAUCUUAUGAUAUUGAGAACGGGGGUUGAUACGGAGGCAAAGAUCACGGAAUUUGUACCGGAGCUGAAAGGGAAGAGUGCGAUUGACUGGGAGAGUAUUACAUUUGAAGCCCUGGGAGCACAUUUGAGUGGCAUCCCACCUAACUCUGGAUUUUCAGAGUUCUAUUACUUGCUUCCGGUUUUAGAGCAACUAGGCUUCCCGCCACUAACUAAAGACGAUUUCCCAGAUUGCGGUGUUACUGCCUUAAAUACAGCAUGCUCUAAAGAACAGCUUUUGCAAAAUGUCCUCAACUACGAGCCAAUCGCACCGCCUUUCCAGCGCCCUGUCUACUCUUCAUUCUCGCUCUCGUUACUCGCGUAUGCGCUUCAGAAUAUUACCGGUAAUAACUAUACCGAGCUACUUAAUGAGUAUGUGAUAAACCCUCUGGGGUUGGUAAAUACCGGCGCUUCACCUGGAAACACCUCGCGCGCUGCCAUCCCACCCAUUGAUAGUAGCUGGGGGGGCGACUAUCUAGAUAAUACACCUGGCGGCGGACUUUUCUCAUCCCUCUCCGACCUCUCAAUCAUCGCCCAGAGAACCCUCAACAAAAGCAUCCUCUCCACCCCCGCAGAAGUCCGAAAAUGGCUCAAGCCAUCAUCCUUUACCUCCUCGCUAAACUCACUUGUAGGAAUGCCAUGGGAGAUCUUCCGCUCCACGAAUCUCACACCUUCUCACCCACACACUAUCGACAUAUACUCCAAAUCCGGCGGUGCCUUUGGAUACACGUCUCAAAUUUCACUAGUCGAUCAAUAUGGAAUCGGGAUCAUUGUUCUAACCGCCGGACCUGCCGAUGCCCAACCCAUCUUAUCGGACCUGCUUGCUGCGAUGAUCUUGCCCGCAGCCGAAGACGAAGCAAGAACUCAGUCAGCUAAGUAUACGAACCAUCUCACAGCAAUAGACAAAACGAACGUUACCAUCGAGAUGGAUUUAGAACUAGAUUCCGGCCCCGGCCUGAAGCUCAAAAACUUCACAAGGAACGGGACCUCAUUACUCGACAGCCUUGAAAAGUUCUGGUCAAUAGCUAUGGUGCAAUUCGGGCCUCUAGAUCCGGAUAUCCGAGUUCAUCCUGCGGAUAUCUCGAACCCUGCUAUGAUGCCCAAUCCAUCUAACUCCAGUACAGAGAUUGAGGUCAUCAAAGAAGAAUGGCUCAUCACGUUUUCGACGCAGCCGAACACGGCAGCGAGAAUUGGGAGCGAGUUACCUGGCCAGGGCGCCAUGAAGGAUUGGUGUACUAGCUGGCAGCUUGCAGGCUGGAUUAAUUGGGGUGGAGAGCCAAUUGACCGGUGUUCAAGUCCCGUUUUUGAGGGCGACGUUAAAGCCAUCAACGAGUUAAAAUUGGAGACGGGGGUGAUAGAGGAGGAAUUUUGA
Venustampulla echinocandica is the source of this 1764-nucleotide messenger RNA. RefSeq lists its product as uncharacterized. Bases 1 to 1764 code for a protein of 587 amino acids. NCBI's taxonomy places the organism in Eukaryota, Fungi, Ascomycota, Leotiomycetes, Helotiales, Pleuroascaceae. The record is from RefSeq and is a predicted model, not a curated record. The transcript has 5 exons.